AUGGAUCAAGAUUAUGUGAAUGUAGAUGAAAUAUUAGGUCAUCACAGAAGGUUAAAAAGGGAGCAAAAAUCUUCACAAGAUACUUCAGUCAAUCAUGAAAUGAUCCAAAUUGUGCAGCCUGAAACAACUAGACCUGAACUCCCAGACGCUGAAGCUGUAAAGAGUUCCUGCAGAGCUGCUGCAAUUCUUCUGGGUCUGCUGAGUUUUUUCCUCCUGAUUGGACUCAUAAUUCUGGGCUGUCUUUUCACCCAAGGCAAAUCUCAGUGGGAAAUGGAGACGGUGACGCUACAGAAGCUUUACAACAACGUGACCAGAGGGAGAAACCAGUUACAGGCCAAUUACAACAGUGCAGUUAAAGAGAGAGAUGAGCUGCAGGCAAAGCUUCAAGAUUGUGCAAAUUGGGUGUUCUUCAAGGGUAGUUUGUAUUAUGUUUCUUCAAAUAAGACAUCCUGGCAAAACAGCAGACAAGACUGCCUUCAAAGAGGUGCAGACCUGAUGAUUAUCAACAGCCAAGAAGAACAGAAUUUUGCUAACCAGUUCAAGAAAUACUUGUGGAUUGGAAUGACUGACUCAGAGACAGAGGGGUCAUGGAAAUGGGUGGAUGGGACUCCAGUGACCACAAGGUACUGGAAUAGUGGUGAACCAAAUGGAGGCAUUAAUGAAAACUGUGGACAGAUAAAGAAUUACAACUCACAAAACAGCUGGAAUGAUGAAAACUGUUCCAAUUUACACUUCUGGAUAUGUGAGAAGAGAGCUUCUCCAUAACUUAACAUCCGAGCCCAACAAAUAACGCAGAG
Messenger RNA from Archocentrus centrarchus (flier cichlid), 797 nucleotides. Its product is annotated as CD209 antigen-like protein D. The record is from RefSeq and is a predicted model, not a curated record. Lineage: Eukaryota; Metazoa; Chordata; Actinopteri; Cichliformes; Cichlidae. Bases 1 to 765 code for a protein of 254 amino acids. The transcript has 6 exons.